Funneliformis caledonium is the source of this 1656-nucleotide messenger RNA. The record is from the annotation of a GenBank genome assembly. Lineage: Eukaryota; Fungi; Glomeromycota; Glomeromycetes; Glomerales; Glomeraceae.
AUGAUACAACAACCUCCAGUUGAAGAGGAAGGCUUUUAUUUGAGUUGGGCUUUACUAAUCCAGACCUCCCUUUUAAUAUUAUCGUUAUGUUCUUCUUACUACUUACAACACAAACAAAUCCGUGCAAUACACGAAACUGUGAUUUCCAUUUUUGCAGGAAUGAUUGUUGGACUGGUGAUUCGUAUGUCGCCAGGUGGUUAUGAAAUGAAAAAGGAAAAUUUUUUCAGGAAUCUUGGAACUAUUCUUACAUUUGCGUUUUUGGGCACUUUUAUUUCAGCUGUUGUCAUAGGAGUUUUAGUUGGAAUAUUAUCGGCUAUAGGAGUAGGCUCACUGUCACUUUCAUUUUUAGAUUCAAUGAUUUUUGGAUCCGUUUUAUCAGCAACUGAUCCGGUAACUGUACUUACCAUAUUCCAAGCGCUUAAAGUUGAUCCUAAACUUUAUUCUAUAAUCUUUGGAGAAAGUAUCUUGAAUGAUGCUGUUUCCAUUGUACUUUACGAGUUGCGUAUUAACAAGUUAACACUUAAACAGUAUCGAGGUCAAGAAUUUCAUUUAACGAACAUAUCUCACGGAAUAUUUUCAUUUUUUCUUAACUUUGGAGCUUCAUUAAUAAUCGGAUUUUAUUCUUCGAUAGAAUCAUGUAUCGUCGCAUUAAUUGCAUAUUCUUCCUACCUACUUUCUAAUGGAUUGUAUCUGUCAGGAAUCGUUUCUUUGUUGUUUUGUGGUAUAACACUAAAACAUUACGCAUAUGACAACAUGUCAAUACAUACGCAGCGUACUACCAAAGAUUUGUUUCAUGUUCUCGCCCAAUUAUCUGAGAAUUUUAUAUUUAUUUAUUUAGGUUUGACAUUAUUCACACAGACAAAUUUGGACUAUAGACCCUCCUUUAUUUUCUUUACAUCGAUUAUUAUUUGUAUAUCACGAUACAGUGCAGUAUUUCCACUUUCAAAUUUAAUCAAUAUUAUGUCAAGGUAUAGAAACAAGGGUGAAUCUAUUCCAAAAAAGUAUUCAGUUAUGUUGUUCUGGGCGGGACUGAGAGGAGCGGUAGCAUUUGCAUUGGCAGCUGGAUUAGAUGGUAAAAAUGCAAAUGCGAUGAGAACAACAAUUCUUGUAGUGGUUGUUUUGAGUGUUAUUGUUUUUGGGGGCACAACUGGUCGAGUACUGGAAAUAAUGAAAAUACAAACUGAUCACAAUAAUGGACAUAGUCGAACAAAUUCUCAAGGAUCUAAUUCGGGAGAUACUAAUAAUAGAUAUUCUGACGAAUUGCAACAAACGAACUUUACACCUAUGCAGAAACAUUGGUUUAUAUCAUUUGAUGAUAGAUUUUUGAAACCAUUUUUUACGCGAAAUAUAGAUUUUAGAUAUAGAUCACCACAUAACAGAUGGGAUUAUGGAGAGAGGAGACAUGAAGGAAAUAAUGAUGAUUUUAUAGGGUUAACGGGAGGGUCAGUGAGAACCGCCUCUUCGAGAACUCCUGUAAGAAAUGGAGGGAGAAGUUUUAAUAAUAAUAACAAUUCAAGAAUUGGACUCAAACAAGGAAAUUAUAAUGAAAAUUUGUCAGAAGAUUCACCAUUAUCCACACAGCAACAGGACCUUGAUACAACCAAUCCAAAAACAGUCGGACUUCAAAGUUUUCCUGAUUUGGAGGUUGAACAUUGA